UCCCGAAUGAGCCAAAUGCAUUAUAACUUUUAGCAAAAUGUAACUUUAACGUAGUUUUACACCUACACUGCCCUGAAUUUAAGCAAUAAGCCGUCCAUUGGGGGGCUUGAGCACCAGAAUGACAUACAAGGACUACAUUUCCCAUAUUGACAGUGGCUUCUGACGUUCAAUCUAUGCGUCAAUCUUUACAGUCUUCGAAGAAGGUUAAUACAAAAUACUAAGUCACCAUGGUGAUGAAGUCAGCAGUUGACGAUGAUGAUGCUGGCUGGGGGCUGGGCAUCCCAGAAAAGAUGAAGAACAAUGCCAACUGGGUUGAUAUUACACAUGAAUUCAAGGGUGCAUGCAAAGAGUUGAACCUUGGGGAGUUGCUUCAUGACAAACUGUUUGGCCUAUUUGAGGCCAUGUCAGCCAUAGAGAUGAUGGAUCCUAAGAUGGAUGCAGGGAUGAUUGGAAACCAGGUCAACAGGAAGGUGCUCAACUUUGAACAAGCUAUUAAGGAAGGUGCCAUCAAGGUUAAAGACCUUAGUCUUCCUGAACUCAUUGGGAUCAUAGACACGUGUUUCUGUUGUUUGAUCACAUGGCUGGAAGGCCACUCCCUGGCUCAGACUGUGUUCACGUGUCUGUACGUCCAUAACCCCGACCUGAUUGAGGAGCCGGCCCUGAAAGCCUUUGCCCUGGGAAUCCUGAAGGUUUGUGACAUUGCCCGAGAGAAAGUCAACAAGGCUGCUGUUUUCGAGGAGGAGGAUUUCCAGGCCAUGACCUAUGGCUUCAAGAUGGCCAAUAAUGUCACAGACCUACGGGUGACAGGUAUGCUAAAAGAUGUGGAGGAUGAGUUACAGAGGAAAGUUAAGAGCACACGCAGUCGACAGGGUGAGCAGCGAGACCCCGAGGUUGAACUGGAGCAUCAGCAGUGCUUGGCUCUUUUCAAUAGAAUCAAGUUCACACGCCUUCUUCUGACUGCACUGAUUGCCUUUACCAAAAAAGAGACCAGUUCAGUGGGCGAAGCUCAGAAGCUUGUGGUUCAGGCAGCGGACCUCUUAUCAGCCAUUCAUUCCAGUAUUCAGCACGGCAUCCAGUCACAGAAUGACACCACUAAAGGAGACCACCCCAUCAUGAUGGGGUUUGAACCUCUGGUCAACCAGAGACUGCUGCCACCUACCUUUCCUCGCUAUGCCAAGAUUAUUAAGAGGGAGGACAUGGUGGCCUACUUCAGCAAACUUAUAGAACGUAUCAAGACCGUCUGUGACGUGAUCAACACCACCAACCUACACGGCAUACUGGACUUCUUCUGUGAGUUCAGUGAGCAGUCUCCCUGUGUGCUCUCCAGAUCUCUACUUCAAACAACGUUCCUGAUAGAUAACAAGAAAGUGUUUGGCACCCACUUGAUGCAGGACAUGAUUAAAGAUGCUCUGAGAUACUUCGUCAGCCCACCUGUCCUCUCCUACAAGUGUUGUCUGUUUAACAAUCACCAGGCCAAGGACUACAUUGACUCCUUUGUUACGCACUGCUCCAGGCCAUUCUGUAGUCUGAUCCAGAUCCACGGACACAACCGAGCUCGACAGAGAGACAAGCUGGGUCACAUUCUUGAAGAGUUUGCCACACUGCAGGAUGAGGCAGAGAAGGUGGAUGCUGCGCUGCAUAGCCUUCUGAUGAAACUUGAGCCUCAGCGACAGCAUCUAGCCUGUCUUGGCACCUGGAUCCUCUACCACAACCUGAGGAUCAUGAUCCAGUACCUGCUGAGUGGCUUUGAACUGGAACUUUACAGCAUGCAUGAGUACUACUACAUCUACUGGUACCUGUCAGAGUUCCUUUAUGCAUGGCUGAUGUCCACUCUGAGCAGAGCCGACUCCUCUCAGAUGGCAGAGGAGCGGAUAAUGGAGGAGCAGCUGAAAGGACGCAGCAGCAAAAAGACCAAGAAGAAGAAGAAAGUUCGGCCCCUCAGCAAGGAGAUUACCAUGAGUCAAGCAUACCAGAACAUGUGUGCUGGCAUGUACAAGACCAUGGUAGCUCUGGAUAUGGACGGAAAGGUACAUAAGCCACAGUUUGAGCUGGACAGCGAGCAGGUUCGCUAUGAGCAUCGCUUCGCCCCCUUCAACAGUGUGGUCACCCCCCCACCUGUGCACUACAUCCAGUUCAAGGAAAUGUCAGAUCUGAAGAAGUACAAUCCUCCGCCAGGCUCUGCUGACCUCUACCUGGCAGCCAGCAAACACUUUCAGCAGGCUAAGCUUAUCCUAGAAAAUGUCCCCAGCCCAGAUCCCGAGGUGAACCGUAUACUGAAGGUGGCCAAACCCAACAUUGUUGUUAUGAAGCUCCUGGCUGGAGGUCACAAGAAGGAGACCAAGGUUCUCCCAGAGUUUGACUUCUCAGCUCAUAAGUACUUCCCCGUGGUCAAGAUUAUCUGAUUCUGCUCUGCAUCACAGGAUGAGCAUCAGCUGUACCUGAACAACUGUGCAAUGGCCCUGAUCCAGUCUAUGUCUGUGUUAAAUGAAAACACAGUGUGUGUGUGUGUGUGUGUGUGUGUGAUACACCCAACUGUAAAGCUGUGUAAAGGAGUGUUUGAUACACCUCUUUUUUCACAUGAAUGAUAAAUGUGACAUGAGAAACCAGACCAGAGAAGUCACAACUGGACCUAAAUGAGCAACAACAUCCACAUCUGCAUCAGUGAAAGUCUGUGUUUGUGUAUGACUGUGAGUGGGUGCAUGUGUGUGUGUGUGUGUGCAGUUUAGACACAAGUCAAGGUGCUUUUGGACAAAGAACUGGCCAAUUGAAAUUUUUAUAAGCCACCACCAGAACAGUCUUGUUAAGGCUUAAGAAUAAUGCUGUAAUGAUGAUGGGUGCAUAUCAUUAAAUCAUAUGAAACCUU
Molecule: messenger RNA, 2863 nt
Organism: Toxotes jaculatrix (banded archerfish)
Lineage: Eukaryota; Metazoa; Chordata; Actinopteri; Toxotidae
Gene: naa35
Product: N-alpha-acetyltransferase 35, NatC auxiliary subunit
Exons: 24
Coding region: 228-2402 (724 amino acids)
Biological process (GO): N-terminal peptidyl-methionine acetylation
Cellular component (GO): NatC complex
Source: RefSeq, a predicted model, not a curated record